AUGCCGACGGAGCUCGAGUUCGGUAGAUGCCUCUCGUCAUGGAACAACCCAGACUGGCACGUGGAUGAUGUUGACCUCUUUGCCGUGGUCCGGAAUGAAGAAGUUGGCGUCGCUGCCUGUUGCGGAAUGAAGGUCGAUAAGAUCAGUCUAUUACGAAUGUUGGGAGAUUUUUCUCAUUAUAAUGAGGAGGAGGAGGAGGAGGAGGAGGAGGAGGAGGAGGAGGUUUCGGUUGAGAACCACUGCCUCCACCGCAUCUACGGGGUCUCUGCACGGCUAUGGAGCGACUCCACAAUAACCACUUUAGAAAAGACACAUAAAAACAUAAAUCGAUCUAAUUUGGAAUUUUUCUUUUCUCUCUCCCUCACAGGGGAAACAACAGUUAAUGAAGAUUUACCACAAGCAACCUCGGCACCACCGACGGAACGACACCAGCAGCUCCAACAACUCCAGCACCGUUUCCAGCAAUCGUCAUCAAAUCAAUCACAGUCGUCAUCGGCGUCCUCGUCACCCUCGUCGGCCCAUUCGGCGCAAGGUGGGAGCCACAAGUCGCGCGGACGGCGCGGAAGUUUCAGCACCAAGAGAAAAUCAAUCACCCCCAGCUCGGUGUCCCCGGGCAACUCGGCGUUGACGGCCGCCCUGGGUGCAAGUUCGGUGGCAGCCCUGGCGGCAACGGCAGCGGCGGCGGCGGCGGCCUUCCAAGCGUCGCCUCGAAGAUCGACACCCCCGACCGGCAGCAGUCUGCAGCUGCAGCUUCCGGAGAACGGAACCAACGGUCGCGGCGGAUCUCCGACGACUUCGACGACCCCCAAUGAGGACGGUCACUACUCGCCGGUGAACCACAACAACAACAACAACAGCUCCGCCAGUACCAACUUCAACUCUCAGGUGGCGGCCCUUCAAUCGCUGGACAAGAUGCUGAGCGAGCGGAUCUACGACCGGAAGAAGUACCUCAACUCGCCGACCGGAAGUUCGGCGGCCGUUGCGGCGUUCUACGAAAAGUUCCGGAACGUGGCGGCGGCCUCGGCCGGCGAGGUCGAGCUGAACCUCAUCAAGAGCAGCAACGGCCAGCAGUCCCCCAGUGGAUUGGUCAGUGAUCUUAGUGCAAUCGGUGCGAAUCACCACGGCGGAAGUGGCAGUGCAAGUCCCAGUUGUGGUCCCAACGGAAGCAAUAGUGGUAGUGUGGGCAAUCUGCUCGUGGCCAAUGGGCACAGUAGUGGGGGUGGUGGUGUGAGUGAAGGAAACAGCCACAGUUUAAGCAAUAGUAACAACCAAAAUAGUAACGGCAACAACAAUGGAAACAGUGGAAUCAACAAUAGUAGUAGUAGCAGCAUCGGCAGCACCAACAAUAGCAAUAACAAUAGUAUUAAGAGCGAGCGGUUCAGCCCGACCAACAACGAUGUGCAGUCGACGGCGUCGAGGUCACGAAGCGUGACGCCCUCGUCGUUCUCGGGGACGCCCCCGCAGACGAUGCACCCCGCCGAUGUGGCGGCCUUCUCGAGUAGUAUUUCGGCGGUUGCCACCAGCGGGCUGCUUCCGUCCCCGGGCAACGGUUCCAGUGGUGGUGGUGGUGGCGCAGCUGGCCGGCCCGAGUUCCAGGCGCGCAACUAUUCCGAUUUUAUGCGCAGCCUGGCGGCCAAGUACAACAACAACAACAUCAGCACUGGCAACGACCAAUCGAGUGUGAAAAAUCCGUUUCUAGAGCCAAAAAUGCGAAUAAACCAGCCAAAAUCGUUCAUAGAGAACUCACUAGUAGUAGGCAGUAAGAAAGGCAGUCCAAUUACCUCCACUCAAGUACCUAAUCCAAGUAUUAUGUCGUCGCUGUUUCCGGGUCUCCCAUUCCAGUCGGCGGUUUUUCCACCGCUGAUUGACAUGAGCAGCACGCAGGCGUUGGUCGCACUGGCCCGCGCCGCCAAAGAGUCCGGCAUCGCAAAUCUCCUCAAGCCGGAGGACGGCGGCCUCAAGAAGCCGUCGGCCGGAUCUCGUAGCUCGUCGCCCCCGUCGGGGUCCGCUUCCCACCACUUCCCGUCACCCUUCUCAGCCUCACGGUACCUGCCGGCCGGUCUGCUGCCAAACCACCUGGCGGCAGCGGUCAACUAUCCGCCGCAAUCCGGAACCACCGCCGGAACGACGUCGGUUCCCGCGAUCUCACCGCUCAAGUCCCCGUCGCGGACACCGUCCGAUGGGCAGCUGCACCUUUCGAGCGGAACGUUUCCGCUGGACCUGAGUUCGGCGCCGGGCGGGGCCAAGCGGAUAAAGCUGUCGUCGCCGACGCCCAGCCGGAACCAGGACACUUCGCCGGCACCCAGCUCCACCAACAGCCAGCCGUCGGACGGCGAGCUGGGGGGUGGGGGCAAGCUGGCCCGGAAGUGUCACGCCCGCAUCGACGAGAUCAGCGCCUGGACCGUGGACAACGUGUGCGACUUUGUGUCCAGCAUCGACAUCUGCGCCGAGUACGUCCAGAACUUUCGUGACCAGAGCAUCGACGGCGCCGGGUUGCCACUGCUCACCGAGGAACACCUGACCAACUCGCUCGGCAUGAAGCUGGGCCCGGCCCUGAAGCUCAAGUCGAUGCUGGCCAAGCGGCUCGGCGGUCCCUGUCCGUGCGCGCUCUGUGCCACCCCGCCGACCCCGUCCAGCCGGAUGAGCAACAAGGGGGACACGACGCCCACUAACCGACCCCCCAGCAACGGGUCGGUUGGUUAGACAAUUUAACAGAAAAAAAUCGUUUGAACCCAUCCAGACCAGUGAUUGAUUUCCAAUAAUUACAACUAAAAGAAAAGAAAAAAAUCAAAAUAAGGCGUGCAACACUGCCUUUCGCAUACGUACUUAGAGACACACGAAGGAGAAAAAGUUAAUAAAUUCAAGUUAGGAUCAUUUCGCCGGGACAUGUACAAUAUUACAUUUUAAUUCGUUACUUAGCUCGUAAGUCUUGUUAUCUCCGAGAGACGCACGCGCCCCGUCGAAAGUGGGGCGAUCGACCCUGUUCUGUAGCGAUUAGCGUCGAAUAGUAGAUUCUAUUAAAACAUUAUAAUUAUUAUCAUUAUUGCAAUUAUUAUAAAGAAAAAAAAAUAUUAUGAAUAUUAUUUGUUACGACGAUUCUUACACACAGAUUCUUCCUCCAAAAAACAACAACAUUUAAUGCUAGUAGAUAGUGAGAGAAAAUGCACGCAAGAAAAAAAAACA
Messenger RNA from Culex pipiens pallens (northern house mosquito), 3183 nucleotides. RefSeq names its product homeobox protein 5 (gene Samuel). Gene Ontology annotation, molecular function: protein binding. The record is from RefSeq and is a predicted model, not a curated record. Bases 1 to 2703 code for a protein of 900 amino acids. Gene Ontology annotation, cellular component: PRC1 complex. NCBI's taxonomy places the organism in Eukaryota, Metazoa, Arthropoda, Insecta, Diptera, Culicidae. The transcript is spliced from 7 exons.